AUGGCUGAACAAGUUAUGGUAUAUGUAGUUGUGAAGCGGCUUUGGUACCUCAUAGUCACAGAGCUAGCUCUGGCAUUGUUGUUUACUUCAUUUCUUUUGAUUUUUCGUUCUGUUUUCAAUGAAAACAAUAUUAAUUCUCAUAAUUACACUCUUCUACAUAUCAAUAAACUCCCUAGAGGUUUUGAAAGUGACAACAUGAAAAAAACAUGGGAACUAGUCUAUGUGCCUUCCACAAGUGAUGCUGUGAAGACUGUCAUUGAUGACGUGCAAAAAAAUUUGGGCACUUCUAUGAGAGUUCAAGGCUUUUCUAACGAAUCUGAUUUUGAAAAUUACAUUAAGAUUGAUCUUCAUAAAUCAUCUGAGGUGCUGGCUGCCAUUGUUUUUCAUCACAACUUUGGUAAUAUCAAAGACUCCCUUCCCCUUCAGGUUAGAUACUCCCUACGUUUCAGUUCUACUCCAAGGAAUUCCUUUAAAAACAUGUCAGAUGAAGGUGUGGAAGGAUGGUACACAUGUGCUCUUUUUCCAGCUACAUUAGAAAAAGGAGCCAGAAAUUACAUGUCUAAUUAUGGGGGACCGCCUGGGUAUCUCCUUGAAGGUUUCCUGGCUGUACAGCAUGCUGUGGAUAAAGCCAUAAUACAGUACCAUAGAAGAAAUACUGUUAAAGACAAGUCUAAUAUCACUCCUCUUGUCUUUGUAAAGCGAUUUCCAUUGCCAUCUGUGACUACUGAUUACUUCUACUCUUUUUUCAACUCAGCUUUUCCCUUUUCAAUUUUAAUAGUUUUCUCCAUUUCUGUACUUGGUGUGAUCCGUUCUGUUGUGUCAGAAAAGGAAAAUAAAUCCAAGGAAUAUCUUCGCAUGAUGGGACUUAGUAAUUUUUUACUCUGGAGUGCUUAUUUUUUCACCUUCUUUAUAAAUUUUCUUCUCAUCAUCCUUUUGCUGAUCGUGAUCCUCUAUGCCAAGAUUGUACACCUGCCAAUAAUCCGCUACAGUGAUAUGUCUUUGGUGUUUGUCUUUCUGGUGUGUUUCGCCAUUGUUUCCAUAAUCUUCAGCUUCAUGGUCAGCACAUUCUUCAGCAAAACAAAAAUGGCCUCUUCUGUAGGAUUUUUUAUCUAUUUCAUAUCCUAUUUCAUACAUACUUUAAUCCAAAAUCACUACAGUCAUUUGACUCUCAGGACCAAGCUGCUUGCCUGUCUCCUCUCAAAUGUUGCAAUGCAUUUGGGGAUUGAACUCCUCGUCAAAUCUGAAAUUAAAGAGACUGGACUUCACUGGGAAGAACUUAUGGAACCAGUUACCUUUGAUGAUGAUUUAUCCUUUGCAUAUAUACUAGAAAUGCUAUUGUUUGACUCUUUUAUCUAUGCCUUGGUAGCCUGGUAUAUGGAAGCUGUUUUUCCAGGAGAAUAUGGAAUUCCUCAGCCCUGGGCAUUUUUCUUGAUGCCCUCCUACUGGUUUGGGACUUCAAAAUUCAUCAUGCCUGUGAAAAACAUCUCUGAAGAUGCUCUAAAAAAUAAGUACAUUGAGGAUGAUCCUAUAGGAUUAGUACCUGGGAUCCAGAUAAGGCACCUGUGCAAGGUAUUUAGUGCAGGACAUACUACCAAAACAGCAGUAAAAGACCUUUCUCUGAACUUCUAUGAGGGACAGAUCACUGUUCUCCUAGGACAUAAUGGAGCAGGGAAAACCACCACCCUGUCAUUGCUCACAGGUAUGUUUCCUCCAACAAGUGGAGAGGCAUAUAUCUGUGGGUAUGCAGUCUCAACGAACAUUGUUCAGAUUCGGAAAAGCUUGGGGUUUUGCCCCCAGGAUGAUAUUUUAUUUGAUUACAUGACAGUAUCUGAGCACCUUUACUUCUAUGCUCAGCUGAAAGGAUUUUCCAAGCAGAAAUGCCAUGAGGAAAUAGUUGAUAUUUUGAACACUUGGAACUUGGAAGAAAAGCGUAAUACACUCUCAAAGUCACUGAGUAGAGAAAUGAAGCGCAAGCUCUCCAUUAGCAUUGCACUCAUGGGAAACUCCAAGGUGCUUAUUCUGGAUGAGCCAACAUGUGGCAUGGACCCCAUCUCCAGGAGGAUCACCUGGAAUCUCAUUCAGGAGUGCAAGAGAGAGUGCACCAUUCUCAUGACCACCCAGUACAUGGAUGAGGCUGACCUACUGGGUGAUCGCAUUGUCAUCAUGGCCAAUGGGACUCUGCAGUGCUGUGGCUCUUCGCUCUUCCUCAAACAGAAAUAUGGUGUGGGAUACCACAUGAUCAUAGUGAAAGAUUCUAACUGUAAUGAAGAAAAAAUUUCUGAUCUUGUUCAUCAAUUCAUACCAAGUGCUACUUUGGGGGGCAACUCUGGAGCUGAAUUAUCUUUUAUCCUACCCAAAGAGAGUACAAACAGAUUUGAAGCUUUGUUUACUGAACUAGAAAUGGAAGAAAAACAGCUGGGAAUUGCCAGCUAUGGAAUUUCUGUCACAACCAUGGAAGAAGUCUUUCUUAGGGCUGGUGCACUGGUUGAUUUAGAGAUGGAUCUUCAAGGCCCUCAAAAGCUUUCUUAUUUGCUAGAUGAGCAAGAAGGAGAGGACAAGGAGGAAAUUGUGUAUGGUGGGAAAAAAGAACCAAAUUACCAUUUUAAGACCAUACCCAUGCAUGAUUUUUCUACUGUGAAAUUCAACACUGGGUGCAUUCUUUACUGCCAGCAAUUCUACGCCAUGGUGAUAAAAAAAGCUGUGUAUAGUUGGUACAACUGGAAGAUUACCUUGAUAUACAUGUUGGUACCUGUCCUGUACAUUUCCUUACUGCUCAGUGUCAUUCAUUGUUCAUUUUCUCAUGAUGACCCAAUCUUGUUACUGGAUUUGAGUCCAUAUAGAAAAACCAUUGUGCCCUUUUCUGUCUCGGGUAAUUCAUCUGUGACCCAGAAAAUUUUAAAAUACGUUAAAGUUGUGUUGACAGCUGAUGGACAAAUCGCCAAAGAAGUAGAAGGUGACCUAGAAGAGUUCCUGGGGAAAAGUAGAAGCUGUAUUGAACGCUGUAUAGUUGCAUUUUCCAUUGAAGUCAACGAAUCCAAUUUUGUUGCCACUGCUCUGUUCAACAAUCAGGCAUAUCAUUCAUCUGCAACAUCCCUGGCUGUGGUGGAUAAUAUCCUGUUUAUGUUAUUUUGUGGCCCCCAAGCUUCUCUCAAAAUCCUCAACAAGCCUCAGCCUCAUAGAGGCACUGGUACUACAAAAAAAUCUCUUGGUUUUAUUCAUGGAUAUGAAUUUGCCUUUGUUUUAAUUUUUGGCACGGCUAACAUGGCAAGUAGUUUUGCUCGACCGGUAGUCAGUGAAAGAGUCAUUGGAGCAAAACACAUUCAAUUUGUGACUGGUGUACAUGUCCUAAGUUUCUGGUUGUCUUCAUUGAUAUGGGAUCUCAUCAGCUUCUUCAUUGUCUAUUUACUGUUACUGGGAUUAUUCAGAGCCUAUGAUUUGAAAAUGUUUUUUGAAGAGAUACAUUCUUUGAAUGUCUUGCUUAUAUUCAUGUUAUAUGGAUGGUCCGUCAUUCCUCUCAUGUACCUGAUGAGCUUCUUCUUCUCACAUCGUUCCAUUGCAGAAUUCAACCUUUUCCUAUUCAAUGCACUUUCUGGAAUGAUCUGCAUACCUAUUGUCUUCUUGAUAGACAAACAAAUAUUAUACUUGGGAGUGUACUCUGAAACUGUGACCAAUUCAUUCCUGCUGAUUCCCAGUUAUACUUUUGGGAUGUCCAUCAAAGAAUUUUUUGAAAAUUUAAAGACCAAGGAAUUCUGUAGCAUUACUUCUUGCCCACAUAAUGGUGCUGAGACUAAUUUCUAUGCAUGGGAAAGUGCUGGAAAGUUUCUGGUUGGCAUGGCUGCCUCAGGCUCCCUUUAUCUCUUCUUGCUUUGUUUGAUUGAGAUAUACCUUUGGAAAAUAAGAAACUAUUGUACUAAUUUCCUUUUCUCUAGUCAUCUGAUAUGGCAACAAAUACGUAGGGAUCUAGGGUUAAACCAGGAAAAGGAGCAGGGAUUUGAACUACCAGAGAUUUCUGAAGACCAAGAUGUGGCAUAUGAGAGGAGGAAAAUCCAAGAAUGCUCUCCAGAUAGUCUGUCAUCUUUGAACAGCCCACUAGUUAUUAAGAAUCUCCUAAAGGUGUAUUUUAAAUGGUUACCUGUCCUGGCUGUGGAUAGACUCUGUCUAGCAGUUCAAAAUGGGGAGUGCUUUGGGCUACUCGGCUUCAGUGGAGCAGGGAAAACCACCACCUUCAAAAUGCUGACUGGAGAUGAAACUAUCACCUCUGGGGAUGCCUUCUUUGAAAACCACAGCAUCUAUAAGGACAUUAGAAAGGCAAGACAAAAGAUCAGCUACUGUCCACAGUAUGAUGCUCUGCUGGACUACAUGACAUCAAAGGAGAUGUUAACUAUGUAUGCCCGACUUUGGGGCAUCCCUGAGUCUUAUAUCAGCCAAUAUGUGAUGGAAAUGCUUCAGUCACUACUCUUAGAUGACUAUUCGGAUACAAUCACACUGAACUACAGUGGUGGCACUAAGCGGAAACUAAGCAUUGGUAUUGCCCUAGUUGGAAAUCCAUCAAUCAUCUUCCUGGAUGAACCAUCCACUGGCGUGGAUCCUGUGGCCCGACGUGUACUUUGGGACAUGAUAACACAAAUCCGCCAAUCUGGGAAGGCCAUUGUCAUAACCUCCCAUAGCAUGGAGGAGUGCGAGGCAUUGUGCACUAGAGUCGCCAUCAUGGUGAAGGGGAGAUUUCGGUGUCUAGGAAGUCUACAGCAUCUUAAGAACAAGCUUAGCAAGGGAUAUACCUUAUUAGCCAAGAUUAAGAGUGAUUAUGAAGCAUCUGGGCUGGAAUAUUUCAAGAAAUUCAUCAAGGAGACCUUCCCAGGCAGCACCCUGAUACACAAGCAUCAAAGAAUGCUCCGGUACUGCAUUCCCAGUGAGAAUCUUAGCUGGGCAAAGGUAUUUGGUAUCAUGGAGAAAGUCAAAGAGGAAUACCAUUUGGAAGACUAUUCUGUCAGUCAUACCACAUUGGAGCAAGUAUUCCUGAGUAUUGCUAAGCCAGAGUUCAUGGUUAAUGAAUAA
Messenger RNA from Dromiciops gliroides (monito del monte), 5055 nucleotides. Its product is annotated as phospholipid-transporting ATPase ABCA3-like. Gene Ontology annotation, molecular function: ATP hydrolysis activity; ATP binding; ABC-type transporter activity. Lineage: Eukaryota; Metazoa; Chordata; Mammalia; Microbiotheria; Microbiotheriidae. Gene Ontology annotation, biological process: lipid transport; transmembrane transport. The record is from RefSeq and is a predicted model, not a curated record. The transcript has 30 exons. The coding region runs from base 1 to 5055 and encodes 1684 amino acids. Gene Ontology annotation, cellular component: membrane; intracellular membrane-bounded organelle.